AUGUUUGGGUCUACCAUGGCACUGGAUUUUGUAGUGGUUUUCUGCUUGGCAUCUGCAAUUGCAGCAGUGGAAGAAACCUUGAUGGAUACCCGGACGGCUACAGCUGAGCUGGGCUGGACUGCAAACCCUCCUUCAGGGUGGGAAGAAGUCAGCGGCUAUGAUGAGAACCUGAACACCAUCCGCACUUACCAGGUGUGCAACGUCUUCGAACCCAAUCAGAACAACUGGCUCCUCACCACGUUCAUAAACAGAAGGGGCGCUCACCGCAUCUACACCGAGAUGCGCUUCACUGUGCGGGACUGCAGCAGCCUCCCCAACGUCCCUGGCUCCUGCAAGGAAACCUUCAACCUGUACUACUAUGAGACGGACUCUAUCAUUGCCACCAAGAAGUCGGCCUUCUGGACGGAGGCGCCCUACCUCAAAGUGGACACAAUUGCUGCUGAUGAGAGCUUCUCUCAGGUGGACUUUGGGGGCCGGUUAAUGAAGGUGAACACCGAGGUGAGGAGCUUCGGACCCCUCACCCGCAAUGGCUUUUACCUCGCCUUCCAGGACUAUGGGGCUUGCAUGUCACUGCUCUCGGUCAGGGUUUUCUUCAAGAAGUGCCCGAGCGUGGUGCAGAACUUUGCCAUCUUCCCAGAGACCAUGACUGGGGCAGAGAGCACCUCUCUGGUGAUUGCACGUGGCACCUGCAUUCCCAAUGCCGAGGAGGUGGAUGUGCCCAUUAAGCUGUACUGCAAUGGUGAUGGGGAGUGGAUGGUUCCCAUUGGCCGCUGCACUUGCAAGGCCGGCUACGAGGCUGAGAACAACGUGGUCUGCAAAGCUUGUCCAGCAGGGAUGUUUAAGGCCAACCAGGGCGUGGGGACCUGUGCCCAGUGUCCCACCAACAGUCGCUCCACGUCGGAGGCCUCUCCCAUCUGCACCUGCAGGAAUGGCUACUAUCGUGCUGAUUUUGACCCACCAGAGGCAGCCUGCACCAGUGUCCCAUCAGGGCCCCGCAACGUUAUCUCCAUUGUCAAUGAGACGUCCAUUAUCCUAGAGUGGCACCCACCCCGGGAGACAGGCGGGCGUGAUGACGUGACCUACGACAUCGUCUGUAAGAAGUGCCGGCCUGACCGCCGCAGCUGCUCCCGCUGCGAUGACAACGUGGAGUUUGUACCCAGGCAGCUGGGCCUGACGGAGACCCGGGUCUUCAUCAGCAGCCUCUGGGCCCACACGCCAUACACCUUCGAGAUCCAGGCUGUUAAUGGCGUCUCUGGCAAGAGCCCCUUCCCCCCGCAGCAUGUGUCGGUGAACAUCACCACAAACCAAGCUGCUCCCUCCACAGUUCCCAUCAUGCACCAGGUAAGUGCCACCAUGAGGAGCAUCACGCUGUCGUGGCCUCAGCCAGAGCAGCCCAACGGCAUCAUCCUGGACUACGAGAUCCGUUACUAUGAGAAGGUGAGCCGGAUCUGCCACCCCGAGAUCAGCAGCACUGUGGGCUCACAACCAGCCACCGACCACAAUGAGUACAAUUCGUCCAUGGCCAAGAGUCAGACCAACACAGCCAGGAUUGAGGGGCUGAGGCCUGGCAUGGUGUAUGUGGUACAGGUGCGAGCCCGGACAGUGGCUGGCUAUGGGAAAUACAGCGGGAAAAUGUGCUUCCAAACACUGACAGAUGAUGACUACAAGUCGGAACUGAGGGAGCAGUUGCCUUUGAUCGCAGGGUCUGCAGCAGCUGGUGUGGUCUUCAUUGUCUCGCUGGUGGCUAUUUCAAUCGUCUGCAGCAGGAAGCGGGCUUACAGCAAAGAGGCCGUGUACAGUGAUAAAUUACAGCAUUACAGCACUGGCCGAGGCUCUCCAGGGAUGAAGAUCUACAUUGACCCCUUCACUUAUGAGGACCCCAACGAGGCUGUCCGCGAGUUUGCCAAGGAGAUUGACGUCUCCUUCGUGAAGAUUGAAGAAGUCAUUGGAGCAGGGGAGUUUGGAGAAGUGUAUAAAGGACGUCUGAAACUGCCCAGCAAGAGGGAAAUCUAUGUGGCCAUUAAGACAUUAAAGGCUGGCUACUCUGAGAAGCAGCGUAGGGAUUUCCUGAGUGAGGCCAGCAUCAUGGGACAGUUUGACCACCCAAAUAUCAUUCGGCUGGAAGGAGUGGUGACCAAAAGCCGGCCAGUCAUGAUCAUCACAGAGUUUAUGGAGAAUGGAGCUCUGGACUCCUUUCUGAGGCAAAACGACGGGCAGUUCACAGUCAUCCAGCUGGUGGGGAUGCUCAGGGGAAUUGCUGCGGGAAUGAAGUACCUUGCGGAGAUGAACUACGUGCACCGGGACCUUGCCGCCAGAAACAUCCUGGUCAAUAGUAACUUGGUGUGCAAAGUGUCUGACUUUGGCCUCUCACGCUACCUGCAAGAUGAUACCUCUGACCCAACCUAUACCAGCUCUUUGGGUGGGAAGAUCCCGGUGAGGUGGACAGCCCCCGAGGCCAUCGCCUACCGCAAGUUCACCUCCGCCAGUGAUGUCUGGAGUUACGGCAUUGUCAUGUGGGAAGUGAUGUCCUUUGGAGAGAGGCCGUAUUGGGACAUGUCCAACCAAGAUGUAAUCAAUGCAAUUGAGCAAGAUUACCGUCUUCCCCCUCCUAUGGACUGCCCAGCUGCCCUGCACCAGCUCAUGCUAGACUGCUGGCAGAAAGACCGCAACACCCGCCCUCGCUUCACCGAGAUAGUCAACACCCUAGAUAAAAUGAUCCGCAACCCGGCAAGCCUCAAAACUGUGGCUACCAUCACCGCUGUGCCUUCUCAGCCACUGUUAGACCGCUCCAUCCCAGAUUUCACUGCCUUUACCUCAGUAGAAGAUUGGUUAAGCGCCAUUAAAAUGAGCCAGUACAGAGACAACUUCCUGACUGCUGGCUUCACCUCCCUCCAGCUUGUUGCCCAGAUGACCUCAGAAGAUCUCCUGAGAAUAGGGGUGACUUUGGCCGGACACCAGAAGAAGAUUCUGAACAGUGUCCAGUCUAUGAGAGUACAGAUGAGUCAGUCUCCAACCUCGAUGGCAUGA
This is a messenger RNA of Emys orbicularis (European pond turtle), 3027 nucleotides long. It is a transcript of the gene EPHB1, whose product is annotated as EPH receptor B1. NCBI's taxonomy places the organism in Eukaryota, Metazoa, Chordata, Testudines, Emydidae. The record is from RefSeq and is a predicted model, not a curated record. Gene Ontology annotation, cellular component: plasma membrane; dendrite. Gene Ontology annotation, biological process: axon guidance; ephrin receptor signaling pathway; protein phosphorylation. The transcript has 16 exons. The coding region runs from base 1 to 3027 and encodes 1008 amino acids. Gene Ontology annotation, molecular function: transmembrane-ephrin receptor activity; protein binding; ATP binding.